UUGUUAAGAUCAUUCUCUUGUUUUGUUACUUAAUAGGAGAAUAUGCAAAUAUAUACUAAUACAGAAGAAUAUGCAAGAGUGUAACUUUGAUAAUAAUGAUCCAUUUGCCAGAGAUUGUAUGGUAGCAUGUCGAUGUUGAAUAUAUUUCUGCUAUCCUUCUUCUGGUUUCAAUCUCAAUAUUGCUAUGCAAUUUAUAACAUAACUUCAUCCCAAGCCUUAUCUCAAACACAAACUCUACUCUCAUCCAACCAGACUUUUGAGUUAGGUUUCUUUAAUCCAAAUAAUUCUGCAAAUCAGUAUGUGGGCAUUUGGUAUAAGGAUAUUUCACCCCGCACUGUUGUCUGGGUCGCCAACAGAGAGAAACCGCUAAAAGUUGCAGAUUCUGCUUCGGCAAGUCUCACGAUUGGCAGUAACGGAAAUCUGGAGCUUCUGAGUGGUAAGAACAAGUCUGUUAUCUGGUCAACUUAUAUUCCUGUCCGAUCAAAUGGUUCAAUUGUAGAGCUUUCAGAUAAUGGUAACUUGGUUUUGAAAGAUGAAAAAACAGGAGAAAACUUAUGGCAGAGCUUUCAACACUUAGGGGACACAUUCUUACCUGGAGCAACGUUAGGUUACAAUCUCAAAACUGGAGCUAAUUAUGUGUUGACCUCUUGGAAGAGUGACAAUGAUCCAUCACCAGGGAAUUUCACACUUGGAAUCUCGAAACAGUUACCCCCGCAAGUUUACCUUUGGAUCAAUGGAAAAUUGCCUUACUGGAGAAGUGGACCAUGGGACAAAUCCAAGUUUGUAGGAGUACCAGAUAUGGAUACAUCAUACCAAAGUUUUUUUAUUCUUGAACAAGACUUUGAGAAGGAAACAGCAUUUCUACAUUUCAAUUUGUUGGACCAAUCCUUGGUCACAAAAGCGUUUGUUUCAUCUCAAGGUCUUCUAAGAUUGUUCUUGCAUAACAAAUACAAUGUUAGUGGCUCUUGGUAUCCUACCUGGGAGGGAGGAACAAGUCGAUGCGACGUAUAUGGAACUUGCGGAGAGUUUGGGGUAUGCACAAAAUCUCAAUCUCCAAUUUGCAAGUGCUUAAAAGGGUUUGUACCAAAAUCAGACCAAGAGUGGAGAGGGUGCAAGAGGAGAACCGACUUACUUUGUGGGAAAAACAACAUUAGCCAAUCUUCAAAUGGAAGAGAAUCAGAUGGAUUUUACAAGAUGAGUAUGAUAAAGCUUCCAGACUUGUAUACAUUUGUGAACAUUAUUAAUGCCAACAAUUGCUACAAAUGGUGCAUGAAUAAUUGUUCUUGCGUAGCUUAUGCUUUUGUAAAUGGAAUAGGGUGUUUGGUUUGGUCAGAAGAUCUUAUUGACAUUCAGGGCUUUUCCAAUGGUGGGGAAGAUCUGUUUAUUCGCCUCGCACAAGCUGAUCUUGUGGGAGGACACAAAUCCAGGAAGACUGUCAUCAUCCUCGCAUUUAUUUCUGGUAGUGCUCUUCUCGUAAUCGUUGCUAUUGCUUUCAUAUUUAAAAGAUGGAGAACGAACCAUAGAACUGGAAUAGCAGAGUCUCAACUACAGAAUCUCAAAAGUGCCAAACAACAAGAUCCAUCGGAGUUAUGUAUUUUUGAAUUGGAUACUGUUUUAGCUGCUACAAACCAUUUCAACAUCACAAAUAAACUCGGACAAGGAGGGUUUGGCUCUGUUUACAAGGGAAAAUUACAAGAUGGAAAGGAAAUAGCAAUCAAAAGAUUGUCUAGUAGCUCGGGACAAGGCAUAGAAGAGCUUAAGAAUGAGAUGAUUUUGAUCUCUAAACUUCAGCACAGAAAUCUUGUGAAGCUCUUAGGUUGCUGCAUUGAAGGAGAAGAAAAGUUACUAAUUUAUGAGUUUAUGCCCAACAGAAGCUUGGAUACUUUUCUAUUCGAUCGAAGUAGAAGUGUACAGCUCAAUUGGGCUACACGGUUCAACAUAAUUCAUGGAAUUGCAAGAGGUCUUGUAUAUCUUCAUCGUGAUUCAUGUUUAAGAGUGAUACAUCGAGAUUUGAAAGUAAGCAAUAUUCUAUUAGAUGAAAAGAUGAACCCAAAAAUAUCAGACUUCGGAUUGGCACGAAUUUUCGAAGAGACAAUAGAUCUAGUAAACACUCAAAGGGUAGUCGGAACAUUAGGCUACAUGUCUCCAGAAUAUGCCAUGGGUGGAAUAUUUUCUGAAAAGUCUGACGUAUUUAGCUUUGGAAUGAUGGUAUUAGAGAUAAUCAGUGGGAAGAAAAACUCUAGCUUCCACUAUUAUGAGAAAGAGCUAAGUCUUGUUGAUUAUGCUUGGCAACUGUGGAAUGAAAGCAGAGGAUUAGAUUUGGUUGAUGAUGCAUUGGCCAAGUCAUACUCUGCAGCAGAAGCCAUGAGGUGCAUACAUAUUGGUCUUUUAUGUGUACAAUAUCAUGCAAGUGAUAGACCAACAAUGGUGGAUGUGGUUUCCAUGUUGAUCAAAGAAACACAUCUUCCUCAACCCAAACAAUCCUUCUUUACUUGCCAACGUCAACCACAAGCCGGAACUAGUUCCGUGAAUGAAGUCACAUUAUCAUUGUUUGAAGGGCGAUAAUAAGUCAUUUAAGAUUUAAGUUACUUUUGGAAACCGCGCGCGAGUCUUUCUAAACUAUUCGUUCAUAUCAAACAAACAAAGUAUGUGCAACUAUUCUCCUUAAAUUAAAUUACCUUAAAAGAACGAGUGUUGUUAUUCCAUUAUUACAUUUUUAAUUGUAUGCUAUUAGUAAAAA
Cannabis sativa is the source of this 2740-nucleotide messenger RNA. RefSeq names its product G-type lectin S-receptor-like serine/threonine-protein kinase At1g61480. The transcript has 7 exons. Gene Ontology annotation, molecular function: ATP binding; protein serine/threonine kinase activity. The record is from RefSeq and is a predicted model, not a curated record. Bases 127 to 2565 code for a protein of 812 amino acids. NCBI's taxonomy places the organism in Eukaryota, Viridiplantae, Streptophyta, Magnoliopsida, Rosales, Cannabaceae. Gene Ontology annotation, biological process: recognition of pollen; protein phosphorylation.